CCGCCCCCAGGCCCCGCCCAGUCAGUGUCAGCGCUGUCAGUGUCUCACCAGGCUAGGAGGAGUCUGUGAUACAUUGUGUCACACAGCAGCAGCAGCCGGAGGAAGGAGUCUCGGCGUUUCCUGCAUGGUCUCUCUCUCUCUGCUGCAUCCCCCCACUCAGCAUGACGAUCCCUGUGACAUGAAUGUGCUGUAAGCCCACUCGUGACAUACUCCACAGUAACCAGCCCUGUGACUGCUGCUGGGCAGGGGGCUGCAAUCUGCCAGGUACCACUCAGGAAGCCACAGGAGGGGGCAAAUUCCGGACUACGAGCUUACAGGAGAGACAGAAGUAUGUCCGACAUCCUACACGAGCUGUUACGUGUUUCUGAGAAGGCCGCGUGUAUAGCACGAGCGUGCCGCCAGGAGGAGACGCUUUUCCAGCUCUUAAUUGAAGAAAAAAAAGAACAUGAAAAGAAUAAAAAGUUUCUCACAGACUUCAAAACUCUGGCUGAUGUUCUGGUCCAGGAAGUGAUAAAACAUGACCUUGGGAAAAAGUUUCCAGGUUUAGAGAAUAAUGUCAGAGGAGAAGAAUCCAAUGAGUUUACAAAUGAACUCGGGGAGACCAUUAUAGUGAGAGUCUGCCCCACCGAGGAGGAAACAAAGAGUCUACUGCAGAAGGUUCUGGACAACAAUGAGGCGGCAGCCGGGGCACUGGCACAUGUAGUUCACCAGGAGGUGGUUGUAACAGACAAGUCUAUAGAUGGCGUUACUGUGAGCAUUCCGCAAAGCAACAUCGCUGUCUGGGUGGAUCCCAUCGACUCCACCUACCAGUAUAUAAAGGGCUCAGCUGAUAUUCAGCCACACAAAGGAAUUUAUCCCAAGGGCCUUCAGUGCGUGACUGUAUUGGUCGGCGUUUACCUCCUGGACACAGGACUCCCAGUAAUGGGGGUGAUUAAUCAGCCGUUUGCAGUGAGGGAUCCUAUAACACUGAGGUGGAAAGGUCAGUGGUACUGGGGCUUAUCCUAUAUGGGCUCCAACAUCUGUUCCCUGCAGCCAUCUUCUAGCAAUGGCCUAACGGACCACAGAGUGGAAUGUGGCUCUCCAGCGCCUGCCGUACGUGGAACGCGCUCCUACGCCGCAGUAACCAGUUCUGCAGAAACAAAAAGUGUUCUCAGCGCUCUCUCUACGGUGUGCAGCGGAAACAUGCACUUUGCUGCCGGCGCAGGAUACAAAUGUCUCUGUGUCAUCCAAGGGCUUGUGGACUUCUAUGUGUUCUCAGAAGACACCACCUUCAAGUGGGAUACCUGUGCUCCUCAUGCCAUCCUGAAAUCGCUGGGAGGCGGAAUGCUAGAACUCUCAGAGUGCCUCCGAUCGGUGCAGAAGAGCAAUAAGCUAACCGCAAGGCCGCACGUCCUGUACAAUUCCGAUGUGCAAGGAGCAAGGGGAGCGGACAGAUGGGCCAACAAAGGGGGACUUGUGGCCUACAGAUCAGAAGAAGAUCUAGAAGGUUUCAUGGACCUCUUUGUCAAAAACAUUUCCUUACAAAAUGAACUGCAUUAAUAAUAUGCUAAGAGCCUAUGCGGAAUAGUUUUUUUUAUUAAAGUUGACUCAAAAACAUAUAUGUUACAUAUAUUGCAUGCGUGUAUACAGUAUAUUGUAAUAUCUCUAUAGACAACGAGGAGUAUUACCAGCUGUUUGAGGAAUAUUUUAGCUCCCGGUAACCGGGGAGGACCUUAAUGUUCUAUUGAUGAGGAUAGAUGUUAUUGUGUAACCGAUGGCGACACAACGACCCAUGUUUAGUAUAUACGGCGCGGUUUCGUGUCACAAAUCCAGACUAUGCAGCAUUACUUAAGCACUACAGAUUUUAAACAAAUAAAAUAUUUUAUACAUA
Molecule: messenger RNA, 1870 nt
Organism: Pseudophryne corroboree (corroboree frog)
Lineage: Eukaryota; Metazoa; Chordata; Amphibia; Anura; Myobatrachidae
Gene: INPP1
Product: inositol polyphosphate-1-phosphatase
Exons: 6
Coding region: 331-1539 (402 amino acids)
Biological process (GO): phosphatidylinositol phosphate biosynthetic process
Molecular function (GO): inositol-1,4-bisphosphate 1-phosphatase activity
Source: RefSeq, a predicted model, not a curated record